AUGAAUAAAUACAUCCUUUUAGCUCUUCCACUUGCCAAAGCUUCAGUAGUAUUCUCAGCCCCAGCACCCUAUAAUGAAAACAUUCGUGGGACUUACGAAAAUAAAAUCCGCCAAAACGCAAACCCAGAAAAAGUCUUCGAAACUUUCGCAUCAAUUAAAGAAAGAAAAAAUUACUAUAUGUCGGUUGCAGAUUUCUUUAAAGCCAUAACUCCUUACAACUAUUCUUCAUGCGUGAAUCAGAAUUUUUUCGAUUCUCAUGAGAGUUUAGUGUUUAAAAUCGCUGAUGCCAAUGGAGAUGGGAAAUUAAGCUUUUCAGAAUAUUUCUUUUUUAUAGUUUUGUUGAGCACAGGGGCUAAAUGGUUUAAAGAAAUGUUUAAGUCAUAUGGAGGAACUGUAACCAGAGAGCAAUUUAUUGAAAUAAUGAAAGAAGCAAAAAAGAGAUCUCCACAAGGGAAACAUAUGGUCAAUACUAAAGGCCAUCUGGAUCCGAGGAGCUCAAAUGUGACGGACGAGCAGUUUAGAGAGUCCUGCUUAACUUUAUCAGAACUCUUCUUCAAAAAUGAUAAAAUUAAAAAAAACUAUUAAACUUUAAGCUAAAAAAAUCCUUAUUAAUAGCAUGCAUUAUUUAGCAUAAAAUAGAAUACUCUUUAAAUAAAUCUAAUUUUUUAUUAAAUCAAGCAGUAUAUUUCUAUAAAAUUAUUUUUGAAUCAAAAUUAUUUUUACAACCCAUGAUAAAAAUCUGAUUUCUUGGAGAGAAUUUAUGAAUCUAAAAAAUCUCAUAAUGGAAGAACUCCUUUAUUAUGAAUUCCAUGCUUUUGAAGUUGACGAAGAUAUGAGCAUUUCUUCAGAAGAUUUCGCAAAAAGUAUCAUUUCUUAUAUGCCUGUCUCCAAAGCUGCUGAAUAUUUAAGAAGACUAGAGACCUUAAAACUAAAAGGAAGGGUUAAAUAUUCCGAAUACAUGGCAUUUAUGAUUAUUCUUCAACAAAGCAAAAGACUGGAAAACGCUUUGUUAUUUAAACGAACUGAACAUGGUAGAGCAUUAAGCAGAAAAGACAUUAAAAAAGUCUUAGCCAAGCUAUGCAAAGACUCAAAAUUCUGCAGAAAUAAUGGACUUAGUAUUAGUGAUAUUCAGAUAAAGGUGUUUGUGGAGCUACUGGAUCUAGAUGAUAGUGGGUUUUUAGAGCCUGAAGAAUUUUUUAAUGUACUGGUAAGCCGAGAUUCGUUUGGAACAGCUCAAGCUUCAAAGCCAGAUAUUGAUCUUAUGGCUGAAAAGUCAAAAGAAGCGGUAAACUUUGUUUUGAAAUAUUUCGGAUUUAAACCAUAUUUCGCAGAAAAAAGUUCGCAAGAAAAAAUUACUAAUAAGCUUAAUACACUUGAGCACUAA
Blepharisma stoltei is the source of this 1384-nucleotide messenger RNA. NCBI's taxonomy places the organism in Eukaryota, Ciliophora, Heterotrichea, Heterotrichida, Blepharismidae. The record is from the annotation of a GenBank genome assembly.